Messenger RNA from Cyanidioschyzon merolae strain 10D, 1554 nucleotides. Its product is annotated as phosphoribosylamine--glycine ligase. The record is from RefSeq and is a predicted model, not a curated record. Lineage: Eukaryota; Rhodophyta; Bangiophyceae; Cyanidiales; Cyanidiaceae. The transcript has a single exon. Gene Ontology annotation, molecular function: metal ion binding; phosphoribosylamine-glycine ligase activity; ATP binding. Bases 1 to 1554 code for a protein of 517 amino acids. Gene Ontology annotation, biological process: purine nucleobase biosynthetic process.
AUGCAACUGGUCUCCGGGCAGGAACGGUGCUGUUCGAUUCGCGCCUGGGGCACAGCGUGCAUAUCAAGCCAGCCCCGCUUCGGCAGUGGGUUGCAGCGGCUUGCAUUCCUGACACAAGUCGCUGUGCAGCGAUUCUCUGGGGAACGGCGAACGUUCAGCAGGCACUCUUGGAGACGAAAAAGCCGCAGUGCCUUGGCGAGCAAUGUCCGCUGCUCCCUGAAAGUUCUCGUUAUUGGUAGUGGCGGUCGUGAACAUGCACUCUGCGAUAAAAUAGCAGAGUCACCGCACUUGAAGUCGCUGUAUGCAGCACCUGGCAACCCGGGUAUGGAGCGCGUUGCUCACUGCGUGUCCGACUUGGACGCUGCAGAUAUUUCCGCAAUUUGCGGCUUCGUACAGGAGAAAUCGAUUGAUUUAGUCGUGAUCGGGCCCGAAGCACCGCUUGUUUCGGGCCUGGUGGACGCUUUGGGUGCCCUCAAGGUUCGCGCAUUCGGACCGAGCCAGGCGGCUGCUCGUCUCGAGGGCAGUAAAGCGUUCUCUAAAGCUUUCAUGAAGCGUCACGGCAUUCCGACGGCUGAUUAUGAUCGCUGUGGAUCUUUGGAAGAGGCCACGACAGUGCUAGGCCGCCGCGAACGCUUUCCAGUGGUCAUCAAGGCCGACGGCCUCGCCGCAGGCAAGGGUGUGUUUAUCGCAUCGAACAGAGGAGAGGCGGAGGACGCCCUCCGUGUGCUCUUUGUCGAGCAGAGACUGGGUGAGGCAGGCCGCACGGUGGUAAUAGAAGAUUACCUGAUCGGGGAAGAGGCGAGUUUCUUUGCGCUGGUGAACGGAGAGCAAGUCGUGCCGCUUUUGCCUGCACAAGACCACAAAGCAGCCUACGAUGGCGACCGAGGUCCGAACACCGGAGGUAUGGGGGCCUAUGCCCCAGCACCCGUCGUGACGCCGCAACUCGCGGAGCGUAUUCUCGCGCAGGUCGUGCGACCCACGGCCGCUGGAAUGGUGGCUGAAGGCACCCCCUACCGCGGGCUGCUCUACUGCGGUCUCAUGAUUGAGUCAGGGGAUGCGUUUAGGGUCCUCGAAUACAACGUUCGCUUCGGUGAUCCGGAAUGCCAGGUGCUCUGCAUGCUAUUGGAGUCGGAUCUGUUGCCUGUCCUGUUCGAAACGGCGUCGUUUACGAGCAGCGAGUUGCCUGCUCAGUCCCUGCAAUGGGCUGCAGACGCUGCCGCGCUCACUGUGGUCCUUGCAUCGCCCGGGUACCCGGGCCCGUAUCGAAGCGGUGACGUCAUCCGCGGUCUCGAAGAGGCCGAAACGCUGCCCGGGGUCAAGAUCUUUCAUGCGGGUACUAGCCGCGAUGCUCGCGGUCAGCUCGUGGCGAAAGGGGGUCGUGUCCUCAAUGUCACAGCCCAUGCUGCGACCUUGCGUGAAGCACAGCAGCGAGCCUACGAGGCGAUUGCGAGAAUCGAUUGGCCGGAUGCAUUUUAUCGCCGGGAUAUUGGCUGGCGAGCGCUGGAACGAGAGCAAAGACAAAAACCUCCUCCAAACGUGUCGAGCGCUCGGUGA